This is a messenger RNA of Giardia duodenalis, 1026 nucleotides long. RefSeq lists its product as uncharacterized. The coding region runs from base 1 to 1026 and encodes 341 amino acids. The record is from RefSeq and is a predicted model, not a curated record. The transcript has a single exon. NCBI's taxonomy places the organism in Eukaryota, Fornicata, Diplomonadida, Hexamitidae.
AUGCCUCUUCUUCAGCUAAGAUCCUUUAGCACGGGUGCUGCAGAGAUCAAGCCCCCACAGCCCCAGGGUUCAGCAUCUGCAAAGCAUCAGGAUUUGGAAAGAGGUAGUACUCUUAGUUUUCAACCAAAGACUCGAGGUGGGCGUAGAGCAUUAAGUCUUGACACUGGAUCAAGAGCAAAGGGAUGCCUUGUGACUGCAUGCACACCACUCUGUGGAGAGGCACAUGUCCCCCAGCUGCUUCUAAGCCUAGAGAACCAUGUUCAGCCGCCCAAUAAACGCGCUAAGACUAUGCUCCGGACAGGUAUGAAGACCGUUGUUCAGCCAACUCGCAUCACCAUUAAGAGCACCGAUGGCACGGCUGAGUAUCCACCAUCCUAUUUCCCCAAUUCCCUGACGCUUCCGUCGAUAAACUUUACUUUGGGAGAUUGCCAGGUAUCGCGUGAGGUUACGAAGGGCUUUGUCCAGCGUGAGGACGUCUGUGAGGCCAUAGAUCCAGAUGCAGCUAUGGGACUCCUUGGUCACCGAAUUGCAAACCACAGCAUUACUAUGGCCAGUAGCGGGGUCCUCAGGGAGAGCACGAAAACGAAUGAGUAUUGUAUGAUACACUCCAUCCAGAACAACCUCGCAAUCAUCAGACGUACAACGAACACGUUGAUGAAGAGGCUUCAAGACCAGCUGGCAUCUAGUGAGAGAGCGCUCGCUGAGUGUAGGGCACGCAUAGAUAGCGCAGAGGCCCGUGCCGUGUCUCUCGACGCAAUGGUAGAACGAAUCCAUACUCUCGCCUCAAACACGACGCUGCAGGAGCUUUGUGUCAUCAGUAAGGACCAGGAGGAUGUCAGCCACAUCAUUGCUCAUUUGGACUCGCAGCUGGAUAAAGACAUUAAGACCCUCGAUGAAAUGUACACCUUUGGACACGACUUUUCUCAGCGUGUCAUGCUAUACAGGAGUCGACUUCCGGUCUUCGAGAAGACGAUGACCGUCCUAAAGCUGAAGUGUGACGCAAUAAAGAGCAAGGUAAACAAGUAG